This is a messenger RNA of Manacus vitellinus (golden-collared manakin), 2314 nucleotides long. RefSeq names its product TNF receptor associated factor 5 (gene TRAF5). The record is from RefSeq and is a predicted model, not a curated record. Gene Ontology annotation, biological process: tumor necrosis factor-mediated signaling pathway; positive regulation of JNK cascade; positive regulation of canonical NF-kappaB signal transduction. The transcript is spliced from 11 exons. Gene Ontology annotation, molecular function: tumor necrosis factor receptor binding; zinc ion binding; thioesterase binding. Gene Ontology annotation, cellular component: plasma membrane signaling receptor complex. NCBI's taxonomy places the organism in Eukaryota, Metazoa, Chordata, Aves, Passeriformes, Pipridae. Bases 541 to 2214 code for a protein of 557 amino acids.
AACCAGAGUGGCUCUAGGUCUUGAGCUACUUGCAAAAAAACUACUGUGGGAUUAAGGGACUGGUGACAAAGAUCUCGAGGUUUGUGUCUUAAGGCUGGAAAAAAAUGUUGACAGUUUUUCCUACUGGGAAAUUGCAUUCCUGUGCCACAUAUGAACAUCAGUAGGUUGAAAGAAAAACUUACGUCACACCUCUGAUUGCAAUCUCACUUUUCUUUCUUUUUUUUCCACCACUUCUUGCAGACAGGAUUAAUAUAGCCAAGGACUUGCACAUAAUUUAAUAAAACUUUGAAAAAAUAGGAGUUUACUGCUAUAAAUGAGGGAUCAACAGAAAAAAGAAAGAUGUCAAGUUAAGAGGCUUCAACUCCUGCAACACCUAAACUGAAGCUGGUGCCGUGUUUCCCUCUGGAAUCUGUCUCACCCCUCUGCAGAUGCCAGCCCUCCCGCGAGUGGCACCCUGCUGCAAGCAGUAGCUGAUGCAGCGUGGCUGCCAGUGAGUAUUUGAAGAGAUUCCCCCUGUGUCUGGUUCCCAGUGCAGCUCCCAUGGCCUGUGACGAACCCACUGCUCCCUCGGGCAUCUUCACACGCCAGAACUCUGCCAGCACCACCUCUCUGGACUUUGAGCCUGACACCGACUACAAGUUUGUUGAAACCUUAGAGGAUCGGUACAAGUGCGCCUACUGCCACCUCGUCCUUCACAACCCCCACCAGACAGGAUGUGGGCACCGAUUUUGCCAGCAGUGUAUUCUUUCUCUGAGGGAGUUAAAUGCAGUACCCACCUGUCCUGUCGACAAAGAAACAAUAAAAAUGCACGAGGUAUUCAAAGACAAUUGCUGUAAGAGAGAAGUUCUCAAUUUGCAUGUGUUCUGCAAAAACUUUCCUGACUGCAAUUCAAAAGUAAUUCUGGGACGAUAUCAGGAGCAUCUUCAGCAGUGUUUGUUUGAAAGCAUGCAAUGCACUAAUGAUGGAUGUUGUGAUCAAAUUCUUCGGAAAGACGUGAAAGAACACUUGAGCCAGCACUGUAAAUUUCGAGAAGAAAUGUGUCAGUACUGUAAUACAUAUGUGGUGUUCAUUAACAUAAAGAAUCAUGAAAAAGAUGACUGUCCUAAUUAUCCUGUGCCUUGUCUCCAAAAUUGUUCACAAAUAAUUCUGAAAAAAGAGAUUGAAAAGCACCAGGCUGUGUGCCCUGAGGCAGAAGUGGACUGCCCCUAUAAGCAGUACGGAUGUCUUGCAAAGGUUAAAAGAGGGAAACUUGCUGAACAUGAAAACACUGCCCUGAGGGAACAUAUGCUGCAGAUUUUAGACAAGAACUCCCGGUUGGAAGAACAGAUAUCUGACCUAUAUAAGAGCCUGGAAUGUAAAGAGAUUAAAAUCCAGCAGCUGGCAGAGGCCAUUAAAAAGUGUGAGAAAGAAUUCAGACAGUAUACACAACUGUUUGGUAAAAAUAGCAACUUGAUGGUAAGCACACAGGCUUUGGCCAGCCACCUGGAUAAGUCUGCACGCCUGGAAUCACAAGUGAAACAGCUAAUACAGAUGGCAAACCAGCAGCAGAGUAAAUUAGACUUGCGGCCCCUGUUUGACACAAUCGAAAAUGUAAAGCAGAAGAUUGCCCUGAUGGAGACAUACGAUCAGCGCUUGGUUGUUUUGGAAGAUCAGUCCAGCAAACAUGAUCUCCAGAUCAAUAUUCACAAAGCACAGCUCAAUAAAAAUGAAGAACGAUUUAAGCUUUUGGAAGGCACGUGCUACAAUGGGAAAUUAAUCUGGAAAAUCACAGACUACAAGAUGAAAAAGAAAGAAGCGGUGGAAGGCCGUGUCCUCUCCAUAGCCAGCCAGCCCUUUUACACCAGCCGCUGUGGGUACAGGUUGUGUGCAAGAGCCUACCUGAACGGGGAUGGCUCAGGGAAGGGAACACACAUCUCUCUCUACUUUGUAGUGAUGAGGGGGGAAUUUGACUCGCUGUUGCUGUGGCCUUUCAAGCAAAAAGUUACACUUAUGCUUUUGGACCAAAGUGGGAAAAAAAAUCACAUUGUGGAAGUCUUUAGAGCCGACCCCAACAGCAGCAGUUUCAAAAGGCCAGAUGGGGAAAUGAAUAUUGCCUCCGGAUGUCCCCGCUUCGUGCCGCACGCGGUCCUGGAGAACACAAAGAACACCUAUAUCAGAGAUGACACUCUGUUUUUGAAAGUCGUCGUGGAUUUAACUGAUCUGGAGGAAUUGUGAAAAUUGUUCCCAAUCAAUGUGACUGCUUUAACCAUUAAGAACUGCUUUCUUGGUGACUACCAGCCAUGCAAUAGUGAAUUGCCACCAGUUAAGCUACUGA